Molecule: messenger RNA, 950 nt
Organism: Drosophila sechellia
Lineage: Eukaryota; Metazoa; Arthropoda; Insecta; Diptera; Drosophilidae
Gene: fh
Product: frataxin
Exons: 2
Coding region: 62-634 (190 amino acids)
Biological process (GO): intracellular iron ion homeostasis; iron incorporation into metallo-sulfur cluster
Cellular component (GO): mitochondrion
Molecular function (GO): ferric iron binding; iron chaperone activity; ferrous iron binding
Source: RefSeq, a predicted model, not a curated record
AUUAAGUUGGCAGCACCGCAACUGCGAUUUGUAAAAUAUAAACAAAUCGAAAUCAACUAAAAUGCUUGCCGGUCGCUUGUUCGUCCGUUCGAUCGUAAGUCGGGCAUGCUUGGCCACCAUGGGCAUCCGGUCACAGCCCCAAGCACACGCCAGACAAGUGAUCCUGCCCAACAUACCAGCAACAACCGCAGUUGCGAUUCAAUGCGAAGAAUCCACCAGCAAUCGGCGAUUUUUUAGCAGUCAAAUUGAGACGGAAUCCACGUUGGACGGCGCCACCUACGAGCGUGUGUGCUCGGACACCCUGGACGCACUGUGCGACUACUUCGAGGAGCUGACGGAGAACGCCUCCGAGCUGCAGGGCACGGAUGUGGCUUACAGCGAUGGCGUGCUCACCGUGAAUCUGGGAGGCCAGCACGGCACCUAUGUGAUCAACCGACAGACGCCCAACAAGCAGAUCUGGCUCAGUUCGCCCACCAGCGGUCCCAAGCGAUACGAUUUCGUCGGCACUGUGGCGGCGGGCAGAUGGAUCUACAAGCACAGUGGUCAGUCGCUGCACGAGCUGCUGCAGCAGGAGAUACCCGGCAUACUGAAGUCGGAGUCCGUGGACUUUCUACGCCUGCCCUACUGUAGUUAAUUCCGUGAUUAGUUUAAAUGCUCCUCCAUAAAAAGUCGGUUGAAACGUUCGAUUUGAUAUAUUUAUUGUUGUUCAUCUGAAGGCACAGUGGUCACUCGAUACAUGAACUGCUGCUGCUGGAGAUGAUGCUUCCCUGGAGCUCUGAAGCUAAGCUUCUGGUAUAAAUGCUUUGCAUUUUGAAAUUUGUUGUUUUGAGAGGGAUACACAUAAAAAUCAAUUGGUUAAUGUAUAAAUCGAAUAAUUUACCUUUGGUUUUUCAAUGUUCAGGCUGAUAUUCCACCAUUAAAGAACGUUAGCUGUAGCUAUAAACAUUUUA